GCGAGCCGCUUUUAUCCGUACGCCGACCUUCCCCGCCGUUGCUCGUGUCCGUCGUGCACGUGCGUCUCGCGUCGCGCUAAGUCUCUUGGCGUCGCUGUGAAGCAUCCGCUAAGCGCCCGUUAUAAGCACGAGCCUGUAUCGCGCCGCGGAACGCGAAGCAAGCGUCCGCCUUUGUCGCUCUCCGCCAAGUGCUCGCUAACUGCUCAGUUCUCGUUCCUUUUGCGACAUAUCGUGCUUAUCGUAACCAACUGGUAACCAGGUGGUUACCAUUUCCAGCCUGUCGUUUCGCCGCCCUCGCUGCUAUUGGUAGGCGCGACUAUUAGUUCCCCUAGUAGGGUGCGGUGCGAUGUUGCAAAGACCGACUUAGUUCCACUUUGUUGCUGUCAGGUCGACUCGAGAGUCGCAUAAGUCACCAGGGCCCAGGGUGCAACUUAGUGACCGAAGUACAACUCAGUCGCUUGUCAUUAGUGCGACUUAGUUCCAGGGUUCGCUUUCACCCCGUGAAACACGGCCGAGUCUGCGAUUGGGUUGGUGCCCCUGAUUCUCGAGACCGAGUCCGUGACUGAUGCGGCAUUCCUUGGAAAAGGCUUCUGACGCGACUUUAAACGAAGGCUGGGAGGAGGCUGCUGAGACGCCUCCUAGUCUGAGACUUGCCUCCAAAUGGGUCGGUCGCGGGGAGCUGGGGAGGAGGACCACGCCCCCAGUGGCGGCUCCAGGCCCAAGCGUCGCCGUUAUGCCACCACAAGUUGGCAAGACGCCGUGGGGGGGGGGAACACCGGGGGAGGCACAGGGGUAGGGGGAGAAGGGGCGGGCGCAGUAGCAGGGGGAGGGGGAGGGGGAGGAGGAGGGGGGGUGCGGAAGGGGGUGUACCACUGCAACUACUGCCACAGGGAUGUGACAGGGGAGGUGCGGGUGAAAUGCGCUUCAUGCGUGGACUUUGACUUGUGUGUGGAGUGCUUCUCGGUGGGGGCUGCCGUGCACCCCCACAAGUCCAACCACCCAUACCAUGUGAUGGACACGAUGAACUUCCCGCUCAUUCAUGAAGACUGGAGUGCGGAUGAAGAGAUGCUGCUGCUGGAGGCCCUUGAGAUGUACGGGAUGGGCAACUGGGCGGAGGUGGCGGAGCAUGUGGGGUCAAAGAGCAAGGCCCAGUGCCACGACCACUACCUCUACGACUACCUGCUGUCACCAUGCAGCCCUCUUCCUGACCUGGCUUGCCUGCGCACCCAAGUGGACACGGAAGCAGCCAAGGCGGCAAUGGAGGAAGGGGAGGCAGCAGAGACUGCAGCAAGGGCGCAGGAGGCAGCACAGAUCAGCAUUCCCAUGGUCAAGCCAGAGCCCGGCAGCAAAGCCGACGACACAAGCGCAGCUCCCAUAACCAGCGGUUACAACGCAAAGCGCAACGAGUUUGACCCGGAAUACGACAACGAGGCGGAGGCUCCCCUGGCAGAGCUGGAGUUCAAAGACUCGGACUCGAGUGUGGACCGGCAGCUGAAGAUCAAGAUGCUGCACAUCUACUACUCCAGGCUUGAGGAACGGUCUCGCCGCAAGGCGUUCAUAUUGGAGCGUGGGCUCCUGGACCCGCGGAGAGUGGACGGAACGAUACGGCCAGAAUCGAGCAACGCCAACAGCAGGGAGAGGACGGAUGAAAGCACGAAAGAAGGGGGCGCGGACAGACAAGGCGGAACCGAGGGAGGGAUGGGGGGAGAGAAGGGGGAGAGGGGAGGGAAGCGCGGAGGCGGAGGGGAGAGGAGGCGGUCGCGGGAGGAGCGGGAGAUGUUUCUGCGGUGCCGGGUGUUUGCACGGUUCUUGAGCCCUGAGGAGCACGAGGGGUUGGUGCAGAGUUUGACCCAGGCGCAGAAGCUCAGAGACAGAGUGGCUGUGCUGCAGGAGCUGAGAGCAGCGGGGUGCAAGUCUCUAGCUGAAGGCCGUCGGUUCAUCCAGGCUCAUUACAAGGACAACCCCGCUGCUGCUGCUGCUGCCAUCGCGUGCCUUCCGCCUUCUGCCACAGCCAUCAGCACAUCAUCCCCAGCAGGGGGCCCCUCCUCAGCCGCUCUUGACAUAUCCUCUCACCCUGGAUGCGACCUGCUAUCAGCUAAGGAGCUAGAACUCUGCACACACAUGCGACUGCUGCCAGGACAUUACCUCCGGGCCAAGCAGGUUAUCCUCCAGCAGGCUGCCACCUCAGGAGGCUCUAUUUCACGGGCAGCUGUGCAUAAACUCUUCAGACUGCCCCCAGCCACCACUGACGCCAUCUUCAGACUCAUGGUGGGAGCUGGCUGGAUAGCAGAGGCUGGGGGGGGAAGUACCACUGGUGGAGGGAUGGGAGGUGGGAUGGGAGGUGGGAUGGGAGGUGGGAUGGGAGGUGGGAUGGGAGGUGGGAUGGGAGGAACAAUGGUGAAGCAAGAAGGGAUGUGAGGAUAAAAUGCCUUCAGCCACCAGUGACGCAUUUUUUAGACUCGUGGUGGGGGCUGGCCGGAUAGCAGAGGCUGGGGGGGGAAGUGCUGGUGGGGGGAUGGGAGGGAUGAUGGUGAAGGAGGAAGGCAUGUGAGGCUGUAUCCUGAUCCACAGACUCGCAGUUUGGGCUGGGACCUUUGAAGCAUGAAGGGAGGGAUAGGAGGAGUUGUGGGGAUGGGAGGCGGAGGGAGGGACGAAUGGUGAUGUCAGUUUCUCUGACCAUUUCUGCACUGGUGGCGUUCUCGUACCUCCAAACUUGCACCAGUUACGUUGCAAUUGCAGCCUUGAGGUGUCGUCUGAGCUUCGUUGUCUGUGGUCACAUCACAAACAAGCUGUCAUAUCGUAAUCACCUGGAUAGACGCCCCUAGGGGCGUUUACUAGACUGGUUUGAAAACGUGGGGGGGCGUUUAAUUGAAUAAAAAAUAUAAGCCCAUGGGCGUUUUAAAGGGAUUAUAUGGAAAAUUAAAGUUUGACAUCGACAUGUAGCUGCUGGUUUGUCGUGUGCAAUGGGACUAAUUUUAGGCGAGGAUUAAAAGUCAAUCGCGUUGGAAGUCCAGUCAACGAGGUGCCAGGCUGGAAACUUCCUUUUCUGAUACGAAUCGUGCUGGCGCGAGGUGCAGGGCUGACGUUUCAAAAAAAGGCACUCUGAGCUGACCCCCCCCAAAAAAAAAAAAGUCUGAAUGGCCUUCAGACAGAAUUUAGGGACUCUGAAAUGUCAGAGUCCAGAGAUGUGCAACUCUGAAAUUCUCAGGAUCGCGCAAAUGUAC
Molecule: messenger RNA, 3224 nt
Organism: Closterium sp. NIES-67
Lineage: Eukaryota; Viridiplantae; Streptophyta; Zygnematophyceae; Desmidiales; Closteriaceae
Source: the annotation of a GenBank genome assembly